AUGCGCGGCGUCGAGCGAGACUCGGAACCGGCUGAUGUGCGGCCUCGGCCGUCAAUACUGGGGUGGCGGUGGGAGCUGCUCUCCCUGGUGUUCAGUAUUGGGUGCAUGAUCAGCAUCGUCACCAUUCUCCUCGCCUACCAAGAUCGGCCGCAAAGCGACUGGCACGGCGGGUUCCUCAGCAUCACGGCGACCAUCGCUAUCUUCUCCACGGGUGCCAACAUGGCGGCAGCUCUCGCCCUCGGCGCAUGCCUCAGCCAGUACAAAUGGCUGCACUUCCGGAAAUCACCGCGCAAACUGACCGAUCUGGACCUGAUCGAGGAAGCGGGACGAGGGCCAUUGGGGUCGCUUGUCCUCCUGGCCAAACGACCGUUGGGGCUGGCGAGCGUCGGUGCCGUCGUAGUGCUGCUGUCUUCGAUGUUCGAUGUCUUCGUUCAGCAAACCGUCACCUUUGAAUCACGCGAUGUUGCCAAGGACAGCGGCGCCCUGCUUGGGCUGGCACACACCUACGACAGCGGAGCAAGACGAAUCUACGGUGCAGACUUCAAUGUCGCACCUUCCACCAUGGACUUGUCGAUGCAGGGAGCCGUGUACCGAGGUCUGUACAAUCUUGGAUCGCCUGCUGUUUUCAACUGCACCUCCAAUUGCCAGUGGAAUGGCACCUAUUACUCGCUUGGGUUUACCAGCACUUGCGCCGACGUGACCGAGGCGACUAUCCGCCUCCAUCCCAACGCGUCUGCGACGUGGAACGUCUCGGCUAACUCACCGCUGGACGGGAACCUCACCACUCCAGGCGGUGUUAGACUACCCGCCCCUUAUUCGGCCACGUCUUGGCAAACAGUGGUCAGCGUCAGCGCCAUCAAUCUUUUGAAUCCGGCGAACAUUACGAAAAUGCAUCCCGAUAUCGUCCGCAUCGGGGUGUUCAGAGUACCUGUCAAUACCACCAGCUUUCGCUUCUCCCCUGAUAACAUGACAAUCGUCGAAUGCGACAUCGCGCUGGCGGCUUACAGCUACUCGAACUUGUCAUCCUCGGGCCAGAUCCUGAACGUCGGCCAUUGGGAACGCAUCCGCCUUGAUCCGGGCUUCUUAACCUCGCCUGAAAACGAUACCAAGUCUAAUCUUCUGAGCUUCAACCAGAGCGGGCUCCCGCUCUUGAGGGUUGCGGUUUCGGAUCUCGCAGCCCUCCAGCUGCUGUUCACAUCGAACCGCUUCAGCGGCAUCAUCUACGAAGGGGUGGCCGCCUCCCCGCGUCAGGGCAUGGGGGACGCGUUUCGAUCGGGUGACAUUGCCCAGACGGUGCUUGCCAUGGUCGACAGCAUGACCGAUCAGCUGCGCUCCAGCUACAACGUCGCGGCCGUCGGGCAGAGCCUCGUCCCCGAGGUGUUUAUUGAGGUCGAGUGGGCGUGGAUCACCCUGCCGCUUGUCGUGCAAUUCAUCACGAUCGUGUUCGUCGUCAUCAUCAUGAUCAAGAGCGCGCGGACGCCGGGCUUGCCGCUGUGGAAGUCGUCCACUGUUGCGGUGCUGACUUAUGAUGUGCGGUUCCGCGACGACGGAGAUGACGUGGGCAGGCUGGGGACGGGGAUCCGGAGUACCAAGGAGCUGGAUGCUCUCGCCGAGUCGUGGAAGGCCAAAUUGGAGCUGCCUGAGCGGAAGUGA
Molecule: messenger RNA, 1653 nt
Organism: Parathielavia appendiculata
Lineage: Eukaryota; Fungi; Ascomycota; Sordariomycetes; Sordariales; Chaetomiaceae
Exons: 3
Coding region: 1-1653 (550 amino acids)
Source: RefSeq, a predicted model, not a curated record